AUGAUGACCCGGUAUCCGUGCUACGUCCGUAGUGACGCGACGCGCUCACACUCCUCGAAGAUGCCGUACGGAAAGGACUCGACCGCCGAUGUCGAACAGUCGUUCGGAGAACCGCAGGACGAGACGCAGGUUCCCGUGGCCGCGUCCUCGUCGCAGAUGCUGGUGCAGUCACCGCGGGCAUCGCGAUCGCAGCAUUACGAAGUGCCACCGGGACGGAGGCCGUCGCAACUGAGCCGCGAGGACAGGUCGGACUACAGGGCCCGCGUACGUCGGAAACGGGAGAGAGACAGCCGCCACUCCAGGGAGCUCGCCAGAGACUGCGUCAUCAUCGUCCUUCUCAUGGCCCUGUUCCUCCUGCUCAUCUUGUUCCUUGCCAGCCGGGGGUACUUCGGUGGUACGAUCUGCGAUAAGAUUUGGGUAUCAAGGGCGCACCAAAUAGCAACACUAUAAUCAGUUUUGAAACUGUAAAAUGCAGUGACAAGGAAGCUUGAGGACUCCUAUCCAAAUAGAUGGAACGCAGAAAUCGUUC
Dermacentor andersoni is the source of this 529-nucleotide messenger RNA. The record is from RefSeq and is a predicted model, not a curated record. NCBI's taxonomy places the organism in Eukaryota, Metazoa, Arthropoda, Arachnida, Ixodida, Ixodidae.